AUGGAUGAAUCUAAAAGCGAUUUUGAAAGCGAUGCUAGAAGUAGUGAGGAUGAAUCAGACAUUAUCAAGCAAAAAGAAAAUUUAUUACCUGAAUAUUUAGAGCAAAUGGAAAUAUAUUUGAAAGACUUUAAAAUCAAAAACUUCGACUACUCACAAUUCAGCAACCUUAGCACUAUUGGAAACGGAGCAACAGCGACUAUAUAUUCUGUCACUUUAGGAAAUGAUAAAUAUACAUUAAAAUAUAUUAACAAUAACCUGUGUUUUAAUGAUAAAACCUUCAAAAAAUUCACUCGUGAGCUUGGAUUACUUAGUAAUAUUGAUCAUGUUAAUAUUGUUAAAUUUUUUGGAAUAUCAAAAGAUAAUAUUUUAAUUGAACUUGAGAAAUUAUCUACAGAUUCAUCGGUUAAAUACAUUAUAAAUAACAUUAUUAAUCCAGAUGUAAAUUCAGAUGCUGAAGAACUUUCUGAAUGCAGUCAACAAAUUAUCUCUGAAGAAAUGGAAAAUUAUAAAAGCAUUUCCGAUGAUUUGAGUCUAAUCAAUAGUAAAUUUAUUGUUCAACAAACUAUGAAACAUGAAUCAGAAGUUUUAGAUUCUUGUUUAAAUAGUGAUUAUAGUCAGGGAUCUGCUAUGCAGGCAGAAAAAUUAAUGAAAAUAAAUCAUACGUAUGAUUUAAAUAUUGAAUUGGAAGAACAAACAGCUAGCAUUUUAGCUUUAUCGAAUAAAAUUGAAGUCGUUUCAGAAAAAUCGCCUCUUGAGAUAAUUCUGUUAAACUCUAAAGAUUUAAACAAUUUAGGAAAAAGAAUUUCUGUUAAUUUUAAGGCUCUAACUGAUGUGAGUCCAAACUCGAAUGAAGUUGGAAAAAGAAGUUCUAGUUUUUUUAGGAAUCUCACUGAUGUGAGUCCAAACUCUAGUGUUUUUGAGGAUCUCACAAACUCGAAUGAAAAUGUAAAGAGAAUUCCUGAUGAUUUUAAAGUUCUCACCAAUGAGAGUUCAAACGCGAAUAAAAUAAUAUAUACUCCUGAAAAUGGUCAAGUUCUUGAAGUAAAUCUAAUCUCAGAAUAUAAAAUAAUUUCAAAUGUUAAAUCUCAGGAACUUUAUGUAUGGCAACUCUCUGGAUCGAUGGCUGGAAGUAAGAUCGAAAGCAUUAAAAAAAGUUUAAAUUUUAUCGUUGGUGAGCUUUCCUCAAAAGAUCAGUUAUGUUUGAUUACUUUUAAUACUUUUGCGAAAUGUAUAACACCAUUAUUAUUUGUAAAUGACGAAAAUAAGAGAAUAUUUCAUAAAUCUAUUAAAGAAUUAAUGGGAACUGGCAGUACGGAUAUUAAAAGUGGCCUUGAACUUGGCUUGGAUACCUUAAUACAAAGCAAAAUUGUAAACUUUUCGUCAGAAAUGAUUUUGCUUUCUGAUGGCAUGGAUAACGUUGAAAAAACAGGUGGACUUUUUACAUAUAUUUAUAAAUUUGAGCAGAUUAAAGAAUGUUUCGCAGGUUGUAUUGGUGGACUUCUGAGCAUUUUAUACAGUGAUUUGAAAUUAAAUUUACAAAUAUCUAAGACUAUUUCAAAUGUUAAAAUAUUUGAAAUACUUUGUAAAUAUGAACAUAGUAUAAGUGAUGAUAUGCUAAGUGCUCAGAUCAAAAUUCAUAAUUUAUAUACUGGAGAGAAAAAAGAUUUAUUAUUCAAGGUUAAAAUUAUAAGUACUGAUAAAGGCAAUAAACGUUUAAAAAAGGUGUAUUUUAAAAUAUCUAGGGAGGAUAAAGAUAGCGGUAAAGAAGAAAAAAAUAUAAAUUCAAGUGAACUUAUUAUAAUUGAAGCUGAUGUUAAUUACUUUGACGUUUGCAAAGGACUUCGAGUAAAUUGUCGUGAAUCACCAGCAACAUUAAAAGUAAUUUACACUUCACAAAUUAAUCCAUCAGGCAAUUCCACCAACCUACAAUUAAUUAAACAAAAUUAUCAAUAUCUUACUACAAAAGUUAUCUCCCAAGCAACAUAUUUUGCUGAACAAAGUGAUUAUUAUAAUGCUAAAAUGGUUAUUAAUAAUUUAAUAGAAGAAAUCAAGAUCCAUUACAAUGAAUCACCAGAAUUUUAUGGAGCAUUAAUAGAAGAUUUACAUACUAUAGCAAAACAAUUUGAUAAUUCAAAAACUUUUAAUGAAGGUGGAAGAGCUAGUGCGUUCUCAAUUAGUUUGAUACAUUCAAAUCAACGUUCUUUUACAAAAAGAACUAGUACUGAGUCUUCUUACCAAAGUAGAUCUAGUUACAGAUAUUCAUCAAAAGCUUUAUCCAGAGUUUCAGAAUAUUCUAAUUAG
Messenger RNA from Dentiscutata erythropus, 2301 nucleotides. Lineage: Eukaryota; Fungi; Glomeromycota; Glomeromycetes; Diversisporales; Gigasporaceae. The record is from the annotation of a GenBank genome assembly.